AAAUAUAUAAGCAGUUACCGUCUACUGGAUCGGUUUCUUCAUUAUUCAACCGGAGACGAGAGCCGAAGAGUGUUGAGAGAUUUCUGACCGGAGAGUGUGAGAGAGAUGGUGAGGGGAGAAGUGCUGAGCGCAUACAGGGCUCUGCUGAGAGCCACCAGGAAAUCAUUCGCCGGCGACACAAUGAUGUUGAAUGCCUCCGCAGCCGAGAUUCGGAAAAAAUUCGAGGAGAAUCGUCAGGUCACCUCCGAAGCUGAGAUUCAGAGAUACCUCGAGGAGGCACGCGAGGCUUCCCAUUUCAUUUCCACUAUGAUCGUCCAAGCCAAGCUCAACGACCGUGGCGGCUAUGAAGUGAAACCAGACAAGGUACAUGCUGGAGCAACCCUGGAGGUCCCUUCUGAGGAAAUGCUUCGGAAAUCUGGAUGAAGGGAAGAGAGGACUUCAAGUUCAUUAUGUGCAACAAUCACUAGUGAUGUUGAAUUACUUGAUCUCCAAUAUUCGUAAGUUUUUUCCCGUUAUCAUGGAUGUUAUGUGUUCAUUAUGUGUUCUAAUAAAAAGGUUUAACCUGAAACAUUCACAUUGAGACAAUGCAAAGCAAGGAAAAAGUACACAUGAUCAGGUUUGUUAAAGAUUAUUGUUUAAACGACUCCCUGUAUUAAUAUCAAUG
Messenger RNA from Rubroshorea leprosula, 664 nucleotides. The record is from the annotation of a GenBank genome assembly. Lineage: Eukaryota; Viridiplantae; Streptophyta; Magnoliopsida; Malvales; Dipterocarpaceae.